Molecule: messenger RNA, 807 nt
Organism: Colletotrichum graminicola M1.001
Lineage: Eukaryota; Fungi; Ascomycota; Sordariomycetes; Glomerellales; Glomerellaceae
Product: glutathione S-transferase domain-containing protein
Exons: 3
Coding region: 1-807 (268 amino acids)
Source: RefSeq, a predicted model, not a curated record
AUGACAACCGAGCAGAAGCCCAAGGUCAAGCUCUACUGGCUUGAGCAGUCCAGGGCGCAGAACAUCCUAUGGCUCCUCGAAGAACUCAAGGUCGACUACGAGGUCGAGGUUUUCCACCGCAACAAGCAAACCCUUCUGGCGCCGCCCGAGCUUGCAAAGAUUCACCCAUUGGGCAAGUCGCCCGUCAUCGAUAUCUACCCCACCGGCUCUGGCGAGCCCAUCAGGCUGGCUGAGAGUGGUUACAUGACUUCUUAUUUGUGCGAGCACUUUGGGCAGAACACCAACCUCAUUCCCAAGAAGUGGAAGGAUGGUCAGGAGGGCAAGCUCGGCGGCGAGACUGAGGAAUUCUCGCGGUGCCAGUACCUCCUCCAUUACAUCGAAGGAAGCCUGCUCCCGGUCCUGACGAUGACUCUCGUCAUUGGAGCCCUCAAAUCCGACAACGUGCCGUUUUUCGUCCGACCCAUCACCUCGGUGGUCGCCAACAAGAUCUACAGCAUGGUGAUAUUCCCCAAUGCCCAAAAGCACCUCGCCCUGCUCGACCAGAUGCUCGAGACCUCCCCCAACGGCGGCAAGUACAUGUGCGGCGAGCACCUGUCGGCCGCCGACAUCCUGCUCAGCUUCGCUCUCAUCGCGGCGGAACCCCGUUUCGACACCCUGGGCAGCUGGCCCGGCGGUUCCUCGCGGGUCGCGCACCCACGUGUGUUCGAGUACAUUGAUCGGCUGAAGAAGGAGCCCGGAUACCAGCGGUCGGCGGACAAGAUUCGGGAGAUUGAGGGCAAGUUCGAACCCACCAUCUCCAAGAUGUAA